Brienomyrus brachyistius is the source of this 3618-nucleotide messenger RNA. RefSeq names its product protein phosphatase, Mg2+/Mn2+ dependent, 1E (gene ppm1e). The transcript is spliced from 7 exons. The record is from RefSeq and is a predicted model, not a curated record. The coding region runs from base 100 to 2055 and encodes 651 amino acids. NCBI's taxonomy places the organism in Eukaryota, Metazoa, Chordata, Actinopteri, Osteoglossiformes, Mormyridae. Gene Ontology annotation, biological process: protein dephosphorylation; negative regulation of protein kinase activity. Gene Ontology annotation, molecular function: cation binding; protein serine/threonine phosphatase activity.
CCUCCCUCCCAGCGAGUGGGGAGCUAUCCAGCAAAGCGCUCCGAAGUAGUCUCCUUCCCCGGCCAGUGCUGUCUCUCGUCUCUCCAGGAAUGAGAAGUGAUGGCCGGCUCCGCCAACGAGGAGAAAACCUUCCGAAGGUUCCUGGAGCUCUUCGUCCGAGAGAUGAGGGCACCGCUCCAGGACGACGAGCCUCUGCCCCUGCGCCCGUUGUCGGACCUCGUCUCCGAGGACGAAGUGGAAGGGGAAUGUCUCGACUUGUGUCUCCAGCAUCUGUGCAAAUAUAACUGCCCGUUCACCCUGGCAGCAGCCCUUGCCCGAGCCACGGCCAGCGACGUCCUCCAGAGCGACCUCUCCGUCUACCACCAAAACAAGGCAGUGGAAGACAACACAGAGUCCCUCCCCCAGCUCGACUCGGUGAAGCUGGCUCGGCUCGUCUUCAACAAACUGUGCGAGAUCUGCUGCCUCUGGCUCAAGGACUUCCCCCAGCGGCGCCGCUCUCAGGCCUACUACGAGACGUCCAUUCACGCAAUCAAGAACAUGCGGCGGAAGAUGGAGGACAAGCACGUCGUCAUCCCGGAAUUCAACGCGCUGUUCAGCCUGCAGGACCAAGAGGACCAGGCCUACUUCGCCGUGUUCGACGGCCACGGGGGAGUGGACGCCGCCACCUACGCAUCCAAUCACCUGCACGUCAACCUGGUGCGGCAGGAGAUGUUCAGCCAGGACCCGGCCGAGGCCCUGUGCCGUGCCUUCAAGCUGACGGACGAGCGCUUCGUGCAGAAGGCCUCGCGCGAGCAUCUGCGCUGCGGCACCACUGGGGUGGUGACCUUCCUGAGGGGACGCACCCUCCAUGUGGCCUGGCUCGGCGACUCGCAGGUGAUGCUGGUCAGGCGAGGUCAGGCCGUGGAGCUGAUGAAGCCACACAAGCCAGAUAGAGAGGUGAGGCAGCCUUGCUCAUGUCUGUCCAUCCAUCCAUCCAUCCAUCCAUCCAUCCAUCCAUCCAUCCAUCCAUCCGAGACCUGCAGAUACCCAUACAGUCCGAAAGGGUAUUAUUGGGUCGAGGCUCUGUCAGGACCCUCACUCCCGUCCGCAGGCGACUCAGAGCACAAGCCAUACAUCUGCGGAGAUGCCGACCACAGCACCUUCCAGCUGGAUGGCUCAGAGGACUACCUGAUCCUGGCCUGCGACGGCUUCUACGACACCGUGAGCCCCGACGAGGCAGUGCGCGUGGUCAGCGACCACCUCCAGGAGAACGCCGGCGACACCAGCAUGGUGGCCCACAAACUGGUGGCCUCAGCCCGCGAUGCCGGCUCCAGCGACAACAUCACCGUGAUCGUCGUCUUCCUCAGGGACCCCCGCUGCCCGCCGCCCGCCGAGGUGGCCGAGGAAGAGGAGGAGGCGCCGGCUGAAGAGGAAGAGGAGCAGGAGCAAGAGGAGGUGCUGCAGGGUGAGCUCGGGUGCCAGGAUGGAGGCACAGAUAUCCGCGGCAAAAACAUGGGCUCCUGGCCGCUGCAGCAGUGCUCGGCGCCGGCGGACCUCGGCUACGAAGACCGCAUGGACUCAUUUACUGACAGAACUAGCCUGAGUCUGAUCGGACCCGAACUGCCUUCUGAGGAGAGCCGACUCCUCUACCCUGGUGCUCCGUCUGCACCUCCCACCAGAACCGUCACCCUGGACCUGACAUCACCGGCAGGACCCGGUGCGGCCUGGCGUCCCUACAAGCUAGAGGGCCGCCCAGUCUACAGCCCUGACCCUGGCCCCCGCCACCCGUCUCCUCGACGGUCCAGGCGAUGGCUGCAGAUGGAGUCCCUCUUCCCCCGUGAGUGGAGGCCCAGGAGGUGGAGCACCUCCUCCAGGCGGGUACCCCGCACAGGAGGGAUGAGAGAGGCGUAUGGCCCCCCUGCGCCCCCUCCAGGCCACCCCCCGUCCCCGGCGCUGCCUGAGAAACCGGCCCGGCGUGGCCCCUACCCCGCGUGCCGCUGGGCGGCUGCUUCUGACGCAGUCAUCUCCCCAUCUCUCACUCCCUCCACCCCCCCCUACCCCUCCGACCAGGACUGACCACUCACUUCAUGCCACACUGGCACUGAGCCCGGGAUGCCACCAGCCACAUGCUUAUCCUCCCCCACCCCACAUUAUUGCCCACCCCCAGCCAAUCAGAAUCCUAGGAUGAGCUCUGAAGAGCCAGACAUUCCCUCAGUGUCUUAUAAAUACAUACUGGCAUACAUGAGGUCGGUCCAUUACAGCGAAAAACUUUUACAUUGGAGCUCAAAAUGUGAAAGUCACAUCACAUAACACUAUGAUGAUAUAUAUCGACGUACUAGCAUUGUGGAGACUGUAUUAUCAGCCAUUAAUAUCAAGUAAUACAAGGCCAUUAUCAGUUUGGAGACCCAGCCUGCGGAAUAGAGGCUGGCGCCCACAGUGAUGCCUGUGGCGGCCUGCAAGCCUCGAGGGGGGGGCGGGCCGGAGGGAACAUGUGCCUUUUCACCCAGACUGCAACCAAGACCAGCCAGCGGCACCAGAGGCAGAGAGGCGCGGGGGGGCCUCAGCCGUAGACGGGGAGCGGGUGAGCCCAGAGCUGACAGCCAUAUAAACACACACACACACACACACACACCCGGCAGCCAGACGCCAUACUGGACAGCAGCCUCUGUCGCCAUCGCUCUUUUUUUAUGUUCGUCUUUCUUGUUUUUGAUCGUAUCGCAAGACAAUGGGAAGCUUUUCUUUAACAAUUCAAAACUUUAUUGUUAUUAUUUUUUUUUUUUUUAAAAGUAGCCAAGUGUCUGAAGAAUCUAAGCAAUCCUCACCACGGCUGGGCUGAAGGCGUCCCCACGCUCCCCAUCCCACCAUAUUUGCUCCAUCUCCUCAGAUGAAGUUUAGUAACGUAGAUGUACGGAAUCACCUCCCCCUCCCCUCAUAUUCUCACACUAACCAUCACAUUGUGCCAUUUGACCUCACCCGGGUGUCCCUGCUAGGCUGGUGUAGUUCCUGGCCAAGGGGGAAACGUCAGAGGGCCUGCCCAGGGGGACCGGCGAGGUCCCACACAGAGGGCCCGCCCAGGGGACCGGCGAGGUCCCACACAGCAGGAUGUCCUCCUGCCCUGGUCCUCUGUGCCUCCUUCUGUAAAGGACAUUUACCCGCCUCUCUGCUGGCGAUGGCAUAGCAACGAGAGAACUGCAGCUCAUGCCGUCCGGCGCUCCACCGGACUACUACGCCUGACUGCAGGGGACGCUCAGACGCCUCCGGGACCUCCGUCCGCCCAGACGUGGACCCGGAGCGGGGCUGUCUACAUGGGGCAGACUCAGUGGAAUGCAUCUGUGUUCAUUCUUCAGAGACUGGAGAGAACCCGCCACGUUGGGCAGGAUGCGGUAGGGGGGCGACCGUCGCCUGGUCGCGAGAUGGACAUAUGUACUGCCAGCUAUCGCUCCCUCUGCGCAACCAUGCCACCCUGCACCGAGACCCUGUAGGCGCUGGCUGGUCUGUCUGCAGGCGAUGAAGGCACCAGCGCCCCCCAGGGUCUGGACUGACUGUCUCUGGGACAUUGUAUUGCAUUAGACUCCCAUACCCUGCCCUGUGUCUUCUGUGUGGAGAUGUUGUAACCUAUAUAAAGGUGGUUUCCCCAAA